CGAACGCAGUUAUUCGCAUACGGAGGUGCGGGCGUAUGCGGGCGAGAGGCACCAUCACCAUCAGCAGCAGCAACAACAGCAGUUGGGUUAUUCGCACGAUAAUAAUACUCAUGCGGGGCAGACGCAUGGACAACAGGGAAGAGCGGUGGAUCAGCGUUCGUCGGUGUUAGAAUCCCAACCACCUCACCCUCAACCCCAACCACGAGAACAAACACAAACGCACGCGCGUGGAUCGACUUCAAACGAUACGCGUAAUAUGGGUGCAGGCGUGGGCGUAGUCGAGCCGCGUGCGGUGGAAGUGAGGCCUAGUUUGAUGCAGAGGCAGUCUGGGAGUGAUGUGAGGGGUGUGGGUGUCGAGAGUAGGGGGUUGGUUUUGGAUUCGCAGCAGAGGGGGGUUGGGGUUGAAGUGCAGGGGAGGGCUACGGCGUUUGAGUCGCAGGGGAGGACGACGGCGUUUGAGUCGCAGACGAGGCCUACAUUCGAGUCGCAGACAAGGCCUACGGCGUUCGAGUCACAAGCGCGUCCUACGGCGUUCGAGUCGCAAACUAGGCCUACAUUCGAAUCGCAAGCGCGUCCUACGACAUUCGAGUCACAGACACGGCCAGCGGUGCUUGAGACGCAGGUUAGAGGAGUAGGAGUGGAGACGCAGGGGAGGCAAUCGGUGUUCGAGUCCCAGCCGAGGCAGACGGUGGUCGAGUCUCAACCGAGACAGACGGUUCUCGAGUCGCAAGCGAGGCCUGCGGUGUUUGAGUCCCAGAGGCAGACGGUUCUCGAAUCGCAGUCGAGGCAAACGGCGUUCGAGUCUCAACCGAGAGCUACGGCGUUUGAGUCGCAAGCGAGACCCGCAGCGUUUGAAUCACAGGCAAGACCCGCAACGUUCGAGUCACAAGCAAGACCUACGGCGUUUGAAUCGCAAGCGAGACCCGCAGCGUUUGAAUCGCAAGCAAGACCUGCUGCGUUCGAGUCUCAAGCGAGACCUACGGUUCUGGAAUCACAGACAAGACCGCCUAUGAUGUUGGAAGGUCCAGCAAGAUCUACAGGGUUCAUUUCACAGUCGCAUCCGCAGUCACAGUCACAGCCUCAGGGAUCUCAGAGGGUUGCCGGUACUGAGAGGAUGGGCAAGGAAGAUGUCGUUCGGGAGAUCGUUCAGCAUUGUACGGCGCUGUAUAAGUUUGCGGAUCAUUAUGGUGCGAUUUUCCGUUUUGUUUUUUUUCUUUUGGUCGAGUUUUACGUUUUUGGUCGAUGUUUGUGUUCCUCUGUUUCAUUUUUCAUGCUCUUAACGAAAUGAUACUUCAUACCCCCCACUUUCCAAUCUCAAUU
Molecule: messenger RNA, 1320 nt
Organism: Suillus clintonianus
Lineage: Eukaryota; Fungi; Basidiomycota; Agaricomycetes; Boletales; Suillaceae
Exons: 2
Coding region: 257-1288 (343 amino acids)
Source: RefSeq, a predicted model, not a curated record